Molecule: messenger RNA, 7318 nt
Organism: Xyrauchen texanus (razorback sucker)
Lineage: Eukaryota; Metazoa; Chordata; Actinopteri; Cypriniformes; Catostomidae
Gene: ppip5k2
Product: diphosphoinositol pentakisphosphate kinase 2
Exons: 31
Coding region: 449-4453 (1334 amino acids)
Biological process (GO): inositol metabolic process; inositol phosphate biosynthetic process
Cellular component (GO): cytosol
Molecular function (GO): inositol hexakisphosphate kinase activity; diphosphoinositol pentakisphosphate kinase activity; 5-diphosphoinositol pentakisphosphate 1-kinase activity
Source: RefSeq, a predicted model, not a curated record
UCCUGUCGGAUGGCGCUGGUGUUUUUGAUAUUUAAAGCUUUUACAUUUACGUAAAGACAGUCACUAUUCACACAGAUUAGAGUAAUAAUUUAGUACUGGAGUGUGUUAACAGGCUGAUCUGAGUCUCAGUCCUGCAAAAGAUCAUAAUGAGAUUAUCUGAGUGUGUCCGUUAGCUAAAGGAUGACUGUGCUUUGACUCCAACUUUCCUAGCCUGUGCGCUAAUGCUAACUGCUCUCAUUACGUGUGUGUACAGCUAACACAGCAGCUCACUGUCUUCAACGUCACUUAAAGUUUCCCUAAACACUGCCGCGAUCUCGUACAGCAGGAAAAUAAUGAAGAUGUGUAGUGAGGAGCAGGAGGACGGGUGUGAAGCUCUAUCUCGCUAGCAUUAACCUUCAGCUGAACCUCUGCUGGCUCUCUGAGUGACUGACAACUGUCUUCAGUGAACAUGUCUGUGAAUGAGGACACAGAUCACCCUCGCUUCUUUGUGGGGCAUGAUGAUGGAGAGGGGGAUGAAUUGAUUGACCCUGGCAGAGUGCUUGGCUACGACUGCCUCUAUGAGAAUGUGGAAGAAGAAGAUGAAGAGGAAGAUGAUGAAGAAUAUGAUUCGCCCCCAGAGAGACAGAUAGUAGUGGGCAUCUGUGCUAUGUCUAAGAAGUCCAAGUCCAAACCUAUGAAGGAGAUUCUGGAGCGACUAUGUCUGUUCAAAUACAUCACUGUAGUGACAUUUGCGGAGGAAGUCAUUCUGAAUGAGCCAGUGGAAAAAUGGCCCCUCUGUGAUUGUCUCAUCUCGUUCCAUUCCAAAGGAUUCCCACUGGAUAAAGCCGUGGCUUAUGAAAAGCUGAGAAAUCCAUUUGUCAUCAACGAUCUGGAUCUGCAGUACUGUAUCCAGGACAGGAGAGAGGUGUAUCGGAUCCUGAAGGCCGAGGGCAUACUUCUCCCACGCUAUGCUGUUCUCAACAGACAUCCUGCCAAACCUGAAGAAUGUAAUCUGGUGGAGGGAGAGGACCAUGUGGAGGUGAAUGGAGAGAUUUUCCAGAAGCCUUUUGUUGAGAAGCCUGUGAGUGCUGAGGACCACAAUGUCUACAUCUACUACCCCACGUCUGCAGGAGGAGGCAGUCAGCGGCUCUUCCGCAAGAUCGGCAGCAGAAGUAGUGUCUAUUCUCCUGAAAGUAAUGUCAGAAAAGUGGGAUCCUACAUCUACGAGGAGUUCAUGCCUACGGACGGAACUGAUGUGAAGGUGUAUACUGUUGGCCCUGACUACGCUCAUGCAGAGGCCCGUAAAUCUCCUGCUCUGGAUGGGAAGGUGGAGCGAGACAGUGAGGGGAAAGAGGUACGUUAUCCGGUCAUCCUCAACGCCCGAGAGAAACUCAUCGCCUGGAAAGUCUGUUUGGCCUUUAAGCAAACGGUGUGUGGCUUUGACCUGCUCCGUGCUAAUGGCCAGUCAUACGUGUGUGAUGUGAACGGCUUCAGCUUUGUCAAGAACUCUAUGAAGUACUAUGACGAUUGUGCUAAGAUACUAGGAAAUAUCAUCAUGAGAGAAUUGGCACCACAAUUCCAGAUCCCAUGGUCUAUACCUUUAGAAGCAGAAGACAUUCCCAUAGUUCCCACAACCUGUGGAACCAUGAUGGAGUUGAGGUGUGUGAUUGCUGUGAUUAGACACGGUGACAGAACUCCCAAACAGAAGAUGAAAAUGGAAGUUCGACAUCAGAGAUUUUUUGAUCUCUUUGAAAAAUGUGAAGGUUACAAAAGUGGAAAGCUGAAACUGAAAAAACCAAAGCAACUUCAAGAAGUGUUGGACAUUGCUAGGCAGCUGUUGUUAGAGCUCGGACAAAAUAAUGAUUCAGAGAUCGAGGAGAGUAAAGCAAAGCUUGAACAACUGAAAACAGUCCUUGAAAUGUACGGUCACUUCUCUGGCAUUAAUCGCAAGGUGCAGUUAACAUAUCUGCCACAUGGUUGCCCUAAAACGUCCAGUGAAGAGGAAGAUGUACGGAGGGAUGACCCAUCUCUGUUGCUGGUUCUGAAAUGGGGUGGAGAAUUAACUCCAGCAGGCAGGGUACAGGCUGAGGAGCUCGGCCGAGCCUUUAGGUGCAUGUACCCCGGAGGACAAGGUGAUUAUGCAGGCUUUCCUGGCUGUGGUCUUCUGCGUCUGCACAGCACAUAUCGGCAUGACCUGAAGAUAUAUGCUUCUGAUGAAGGGCGUGUUCAGAUGACUGCUGCAGCGUUUGCCAAGGGUCUGUUGGCGUUAGAGGGCGAGUUAACGCCAAUCCUGGUCCAGAUGGUGAAGAGUGCCAACAUGAACGGCCUACUGGACAGUGACAGUGACUCAUUAAGCAGCUGCCAGCAGAAAGUGAAAACACGUUUGCAUGAGAUCCUGCAGAAGGACAGAGAGUUCUUUCCAGAUGAUUUCGAGAAGUUGGCUCCCACCUCCAGCACAUCUUUGGUGAAGUCCAUGCAGAUGAUUAAAAACCCAGUGAGGAUGUGUGAUAAAGUGUACUCCCUCAUUCAGAACCUCACAUGUCAGAUCAGACAGAGGAUGGAGAACCCCAAAUCAGCAGAUAUCCAGCUGUAUCACAGUGAAACUCUAGAGCUGAUGCUGCGCCGCUGGUCUAAGCUAGAGAAAGACUUCCAGAUGAAGAACGAACGCUAUAACAUCAGCAAGAUUCCUGAUAUUUAUGACUGCAUCAAAUAUGACGUACAGCACAACAGCUCAUUAAAGCUUGACAACACCAUGGAGAUAUACCGGCUGUCUAAAGCUCUGGCUGACAUAGUCAUUCCCCAGGAAUAUGGUAUUUCUCAAGCAGAAAAACUGGACAUUGCCAAAGGAUACUGUACACCUCUGAUUCGUAAGAUACGCUCUGAUCUGCAGAGAACACAAGACGAUGACACAGUUAAUAAACUACACCCAGUAUAUUCUAGGGGAGUGAUGUCACCAGAACGGCACGUGCGGACAAGACUUUACUUCACCAGUGAAAGUCACGUUCACUCCCUGCUGUCAAUCUUGCGUUAUGGAGCACUCUGUGAUGAGGCCAAAGAUGAGCAGUGGAAGAGAGCCAUGGACUACCUGAAGAUAGUCAGUGAGCUGAACUACAUGACACAGAUAGUCAUCAUGCUCUAUGAAGACCCUAAUAAGGAUCCUUCGUCAGAGGACCGCUUCCAUGUGGAGCUGCACUUCAGUCCAGGGGCUAAAGGCUGUGAGGAGGAUAAAAACCUGCCUUCGGGAUUUGGUUACAGACCAGCUUCCAGAGAGAAUGAAGGCUCCAAGAAGAAAUCCCAGAAUGACAGUGAUGAGGAGUCCAGCGGUCCUAAACGUGACGAGCCGGAUCGAGCCCUUAUGAUGUUCCCCCCCAUGGUGUCAGAUCCCAUCUUCAUCCACAGGAAGUCCCCUCUUCCCCGCUCUAAAAAGAUUGGGUCUGUGGAAUCCCCAUUGCAGAAAGACUUUAUCAAGACUGCUGCUGGCAAAGAAGAAAGCCCCCUGAGUGUGUCUAGCCCUGACUCUAUAGGUACCUGGAUACAUUACACCUGUGGUGUUGGUACUGGGCGUCGAAGACGCAGAUCAGGGGACCAAAUAACUUCCUCCCCAGUCUCCCCCAAAUCACUGGCUUUCACAUCCAGUAUUUUUGGCUCAUGGCAACAGGUCCUGUCAGAGAACAACAGUCAUGCCAGACUGAGCAGACUGCACACAGACCACAAGCACACCACAGGAAUAGGAUCUCAUUGUGCUGGCCUGUUUAGCACCAUGGUGCUGGGCGGUUCCUCCAGUGCACCUAACCUACAAGAUUACGCUCACGCACACCGUAAAAAGCUGACCUCCUCUGGCUUCUUAGAUGGUUUUGAGUUGUACUCCAUGGUUCCUUCAAUCUGCCCAUUGGAAACCCUCCAUAAUUCCCUGUCUCUCAAACAAGUGGAUGACUUCCUUGCCUCCAUAGCCAUAUCCCAUGAUGCAGUCCUGGACAUAUCUGCACCUUCCCCAGCUGUGACUACAAAGAAGGCUUCUUUAAACAUGUACACUCCAGCAAAGGUUUUGCCCUGCAAAUUCACCCAGUCUCUUGGCAAGAAGACGCCAACAUGCUCACCAGAGUGGAGCACAUCAGAUCAAGAUGGUUUUCCAGCUAGACAACCUAGAGCAGUUGAAGAGCAUGGUGCUAGUGAUGGAAAAACCUCACUUCUGAGCUCCGCGACAAAGCCGACCAACCCUGCUCCAAACAUCUGGAUCACUUCACCACCUCAAUCUCAUGACUGCUCCAUUAAAACCCAACAACAAUCCAGUGACCCAACAGAUUAUCAGAGCCUUGCUAUGGAUAAUGAAUGCAUUACAAAAUCAUGUCAGACCUUGUCACAUCACAGCCAUAUGCAGACCACCACACAGGAAACACAAAGUGGACUAAAUUCACAACACUCGCCCAACCAGAACACAAUUACAGACACGGCUAUCAAGCCAAGGACUUCUUAGGUACAGCACCACAGUCUAUGGUAAAAUAUCAUGGACAAUUAAUACAUAUAUAUACACCAACAAGGGAUUGCUUCAUAGAGCAAGUUACAUGCCAAAUUUAAUAGCUUUUACUGAUUCAGUCAUCUCAUUUCAUGAAUGGUCAAUGUGUAAACGUGGGACACCAAAAGAUAUCAUAUUAUAAAAACCUGUUCAUUCACCUGAAUGUUUCAGAAGAAUAUGUUACUUGUAUCUUGUAUAUUUAAAUGUCAAAAUGUAAAAAGUUUGCUGCAUAGAACUUGUCAUGAAUGCAUUGUUGCUGCAGCUAAUUUUAUUAUCUUUUGUUAAUUUAAUGAAUGAGGGUCUCAUCAAACAAGAUUCAACAUGAAAUGUAAUUGUUUAAAAUCAUCUCUUGUCAUACAUAUAUGUAAUUACAAUCAGAAUUAGCACUUCGGUUUCCUUGACUGUUAUUGUAAUUCUCGUAUCCCAGGUUUAUAUGCAGAGACAAUUGGUCCCCCAAAAAGUGUAUUACUCUGUUUUUUGAGCAUUCUGACCAGCAACACUGGCUCAACCAAUGUUUUUGCUGGGACCUUCUGUUUGUUCAACCUGAGGCAGAUGAGGGAGUGUCAUUAUUUUUGCAUUCCAUUUGGUGAUGCUGGUGGCUCAGAAAUCACCUCACCUAUAAAUGCUGAAUGAAGUUCCAACAAAUUGUAUUAGAAAAUAGAAUUUUAAGAGUAAUUGGUCAUUAAAUAGUCCUACAGUGGAUUAGAUUUUCUGGCUUCUUACCCUAAUCAUGUGACAUGGUAUGGAAUAGAGGUCAGCCGAUAUGGGUUUUUUAAUGGCCGAUACAAUGUCGAUGUGUCACAAUUGAAUAUAGAAAUUAAUGUAAACAUAAAAUUGCUAAAAAAUUAAUUAACUCUUACGUAGCACUUUAUUUACAAAAUUUCGCAAAAAACGUUAACUUUGUGAAACAUUAUCUUUAAAAAUAUAUAUUGUAUUUUAAAUUAUAGAUUUCCAUUCAGUCAAUUUUUGUAAUUUAUUUUUGCAUGAAGAAAUUGUAAAUAUAAUAGGAAGAAGGGAAUAACAGAAGUACAGCAGCCAUGGAUGGCAUAUGUUCAUUAGCGAUCACAUUUUCUCACAAAAGACCAAAUCAAACCAAUUGUGCAUAGAGUACGCAGUGAAUUUGACAUUUACUCAGUGCACAUGAAUCGCUUUUACUUUGAAGUUGAACUCACGUGCUCGUGCUCAUCUAGCGAGAACAGCAGCAAUCUACUGAGAGUUUAGACGGCAUAGAUCGCCUACUUCGAUUGUUAUGGACUGACAGUCAUGAUUUGUGAAUUAUUAGAGGAACUUUUCAGGAUCCUUAUCCAGAAGUUUUGAUUCUGGCUGAUGGAACUUGCACUUCAGAAGAUAUUAAAUGAGCACUCGACAAGAAAAGGCUGUAUUUUUGUGAAGUUCAUGAAUAACAUUUAACAUUUGUUUAAACAAGAUAUCCACAUAUUUGCAGACAGUAUAUGAUACGAGUUUUAUUGAUUUGCCUUUUUAUCAUUAGACAGGGAACUGCUGAGGAGAGGCUGAUCAAAUAUGCUUUAGAGAAAGAAAUGUGAGUGCUCUAUAGCAUGCUGUAUUUGCUCAUGUUUUGUGAGGUUUGGGUAUUACACCUGUUUAAAUAAGGUAUCCGCACACGACAUUCGCUUUAUUUAUAUUUGCCUUUUUAAUCAUUAGACAAGACAGUUAAGAGAAACAGGGAACUGUUGAGGAGAGAGGGAAAAUGAAACAGUCGAGCCCUUUAACAUUUUGAGCUCAAACGUGUCUAUCACGGUUCUGAUAUGCAGACCGUUUAAAUGAGACUGUGUUGCACACCGGCCUAUUGUUGUAGUACCUCGAUGGCACAUAACAACAAAACAAACUGUGAUUGGUAAUUUACAUCUCAGUUCACAUACAAGCAGGUGAUUCUCAGCGCCCUCAUGGCCUUAAGAAACAAAUCGGCCAAAUGGGAAAAUGUCAGAUAAUUAAUACAUUCCGAAUCGGCCUCUGCAAUAUAUCGGUCGACCACUAGUCUGGACAUUAGUGAUGUCUGGUUUGCAAAUCUGUCUAAUCAGUUUAUUCUUAAUGAUUUGAUUUUAUGGAAAUAUUUGUUUUGCAACAAUGUUGUGUUCUCAACUGGUUUUGCUUGAGCAACUAGAUUUUAUAUUGACCAUUAAGUAGCAACUCAACAUAGUAUGUUACAACAGGGCUUUAGGUAUUAUGAAAUGCCAAAUUUGAUUACCUUUUUUUUUGCCGCCAUUAGUGUGUGAGUGUGAAUGUGUGUGUGAAUGGGUAAUCACCCAUUUGGUGAUUGGGACACAGUGUAAAGCGCUUUGGUAACCUCUGAGGUUAAAAAAUAUAAGUGCAGACCAUUUACCAUUUUCUGAAGUGGUUAUUUUGAAUAAGCAUUAUUUCAUUUGUUACUGAAAAAAAGCAUCAUGCUGCCUCAAAGUAUAUGCAUAAGUUGACAGAUUUUGCCCUAUCUACACAACAUUCCUAUAACUCCAUAUUGUGGGCUUUUUACACCAAGUAUGGGAGCUUUGCCACCGUAUCUAAAAAAAUAUUUUAAAAGUGACCUUCUGUUAUUAUUUCUUUGAACACAAAUUAUAUUGCUCCAUCAAUAUUCAAUACAAAUAAAAAAAAUGUUUUGAUUGUUUUUGUUUUUUAGAUAAAUUAGUGACCAGAAAAAAAGUACAUUUUGCUUAAGUGGUGCCAUUAUUCCCUACCAAUAUUGUUUAGCAUACAGAAGUGAACAAACAGUCAAAUUGUAGUUUUCACAACAUAAAAAUUCUUAUUACUAACUUCCCCUAAUGUUUUCUUUUUAGCUCAACUUUUGUAAAUUACUGCUACUGACUGACUGUA